Molecule: messenger RNA, 1305 nt
Organism: Nematocida ausubeli
Lineage: Eukaryota; Fungi; Microsporidia
Exons: 1
Coding region: 1-1305 (434 amino acids)
Biological process (GO): CAAX-box protein processing
Cellular component (GO): endoplasmic reticulum membrane
Molecular function (GO): metalloendopeptidase activity
Source: RefSeq, a predicted model, not a curated record
AUGAGUGCCACCAUGGAAGAGAGAAUAAAAAGAAGCCACAGCUAUAAAGUAUAUACUCUAUACUUUAGAAGUAGACUUGUCAUGUUCAUGCUGUCUUUAUUCGUAUUUCACAUAAUAAUCGUAUCGUAUGAAAUAUUCUUCCUUUUAUACUGCAAGGUUAAAUUAGACGAGAGAAUGCUUCCUGAGCAAAACCCAGCCCUGUUUGAACUAAUGAAAGGUACAAGGCAAAUAAAUGUCUUUAAAAUGCAGGCGAAACUAUCACUAAAAUGGGCCAUCAGAAGGGCACAAGGCAUAUUCUCAAAGCUAAUAGAUUAUAUCUUAAUUAUCGUGUUUUUUUCCCAUAAAAUCAGACAAGGCAUAAUGAAAUACACCAACAGAUAUAAAGGCCUUGUACAAAUACGUUCAUCUCAUAUGCCUGUGAAAGAUGCUAAUUUCAUUUGUCUUAUAUUCCUGGCUAUGGGAAUAAAAUCAGUUAUUGGGGAGUGGAUUACAAAAUCAAGAAGUGAUGUAACGGACUUACUCGUAGGAACACUAAUUCAGUUGGUGAAGUACCUGAUAUUUUGCCCUAUUUUUAUAUGGUUAUUUAGCUCAGUCUACAACAAGACAAGAAAUGGCCUGAUAUUUGCCUCGUACAUUGCAAUAGUCGUGCUUAUCCUUGUGGCUAACUGUACUACAAUAAUUUCAGAGCCACUUGAUGGCCUUGAGAAAAUUCCAGCAAAAGAGCUUGGGCCAGAACUCUACAGGGAGCUAGUGAGAAUGAACCUGGAUGAAAAAAUAUUCUGGGACCAAGCAGCAGAAGGGGAGAAUGCAGCUCUUGUUAGGACAGGAGCAGCCAGGUACAUUAUUGUAAUGGGAAACCUGUUAAAAUACGGUCAAAAGGAGUUUGCCUCUUUCAUAGCACACGAGGUAGGGCAUGCAGAUGAUUCCAGUACAGAAAAAAAACUACUUGCAACGGUAAUUGGUCUAGGCUUAUCAUGUGGUUUAAUGGUUGCAAUCCUAAGGAUUAUCACACCGAAAUUUGAGCAGCAUGAUGUCCCCAGGUUCUCUGUUGUUCUUUUUUUGCUGCUAGCAAAUAUUCACAUAUUUUCAGGUUUAACGAACAUGUUCUACAACAACCUAUCGAUUCUAUCAGAAGUAAAUGCAGAUUUAUAUGCGAAAAAUCUGGGAUUUGGAGAGACAUUAGCAAGUGGAUUGUAUAAGUUAGUCGUAGACAGUGGGAAUCUUCUGUUCCAUUCCACAAUAUACACUUACUAUGCGCAAGACCAUCCUGUAGUGGCUGCUAGAAUUGCGUAUUUAAAUAAAUAG